AUACUGAUUGUACUUGAUGGCGUAGGAUAAAAACUCAAAACUAGACCAGUUUCCAUUAAAUACAAGCUGAUAACUGUAUCUAUAUCUGUGUAUAACCGUAUGUGCAAACGAAAUAGUGCGUGAGGAGUCUGUGAAAUCCUUAAAAUCCUGUGAUAGAUUCAAUCAUUCUGUGAGAGAAUGGGUAGAGGAAGAGUAGAAUUGAAGAGAAUCGAGAACAAAAUCAACCGACAAGUCACCUUCGCUAAACGCCGUAAUGGACUGUUGAAGAAAGCUUACGAGCUUUCAGUUCUCUGCGACGCUGAAGUCGCGUUGAUCAUCUUCUCUAGCAGAGGAAAACUGUUUGAAUUUUGCAGCAGCUCAAGCAGCAUGCUUAAAACACUCGAGAGGUAUCAAAAAUGCAACUAUGAAGCGCCUGAGUCGAAUCAUACUGCAAGGGAGGCGCUGGAGCUAAGUAGUCAGCAGGAGUAUAUGAAACUUAAGGCGAAGUAUGAAGCACUACAACGAUCCCAAAGGAAUCUUCUGGGUGAGGAUCUUGGCCCUUUAAACUGCAAGGAGCUUGAAUCGCUAGAGAGGCAGCUCGACACAUCUCUCAAGCAUAUCAGAUCAGCGCGGACGCAGCUCAUGUUGGACACAUUAACAGAUCUCCAAAAGAAGGAGCAUGCACUAAAUGAAGCAAACAGCACACUGAAGCAAAGGUUGAUAGAAGGAAAUCAAAUAAACUCACUCCACUGGUUUCAACACGCCGAGCAACAAGUCUGUUAUGACAGACAACCUGCACCUCCACAACAAAGCGAAGAAACCUUCUUUCACCCGCUCGACUGUGGGCCCACGUUACACAUAGGGUACCAAAUGGAUCCAUUAACAACGACAGAAGCAGGGCCGAGUAUGAAUAAUUACAUGCAAGGAUGGUUGCCAUGUUGAAAGGUAAUAACACAAUGUUGAUGAGGUUGUGAGCAUAAAUUAUAAAGAUUCAAGGUGUGUUUAAUCUUUAUCGUAAGUGAUUUGCGACAAACAAAUAUUGACAGAUCUAUAUGUAUAUUUAUAAAAACUGUUGUCUGUUUUGAUGACAAUUUCAUGUUCUGCCAGUUUAAGAAACGGUUCAAUUGUAACUUACUUUUAAAAGUCUUAAGUUUAUAA
Molecule: messenger RNA, 1137 nt
Organism: Helianthus annuus (common sunflower)
Lineage: Eukaryota; Viridiplantae; Streptophyta; Magnoliopsida; Asterales; Asteraceae
Product: agamous-like MADS-box protein MADS4
Exons: 8
Coding region: 178-921 (247 amino acids)
Biological process (GO): positive regulation of transcription by RNA polymerase II
Cellular component (GO): nucleus
Molecular function (GO): DNA-binding transcription factor activity, RNA polymerase II-specific; RNA polymerase II cis-regulatory region sequence-specific DNA binding; protein dimerization activity
Source: RefSeq, a predicted model, not a curated record